Molecule: messenger RNA, 1286 nt
Organism: Glycine soja
Lineage: Eukaryota; Viridiplantae; Streptophyta; Magnoliopsida; Fabales; Fabaceae
Product: GDSL esterase/lipase 1-like
Exons: 5
Coding region: 7-1146 (379 amino acids)
Molecular function (GO): hydrolase activity, acting on ester bonds
Source: RefSeq, a predicted model, not a curated record
UCAAGCAUGGCUAGCUUAAGAGUUUCCAUGUCUAUAUUGGCGUUCUAUCUGAGCUAUUUUAUUCUCAUUUCUAAUUAUUCACUUUCACAAAGUAGUAUCUGCCUUCCAAAAAAUCACACAGCUCUGUUCAUAUUUGGAGACUCAUUGUUUGAUGUUGGAAACAAUAACUACAUCAAUAGCUCCACUUUUUUGCAGGCAAACUUCCCCCCAUAUGGGGAAACUUUCUUCAAGUAUCCCACUGGAAGGUUUUCUGAUGGACGUGUCAUCCCAGAUUUCAUUGCUGAGUAUGCAACGUUGCCACUAAUUCAGGCAUACCUGAGUCCAGCUGGAUUUCAGGAUCAUUACAUAUAUGGGGUGAAUUUUGCAUCAGCAGGAGCUGGAGCUCUGGUUGAAACUAAUCAAGGACUGGUUAUAGACUUAAAAGCUCAGGUAAAAUACUUCACAGAAGUAAGCAAGCAAUUCAGGCAAAAAUUAGGAGAUGAGGAAGCCAAAAAGUUGCUGUCCAGAGCUAUCUACAUAUUUAGCAUAGGAGGCAAUGACUAUGGCACCCCUUUCCUUACAAACUUGACAAGUGGUGCGGUUCUUCCAUGCCCCCAACAAAAAUUUGUAGAUUAUGUGAUUGGUAACAUUACUGCCGUUAUCAAAGAAAUUUACAAUGAAGGAGGAAGGAAAUUUGGGUUUGUAAAUGUUGGUCCUUUAAAUUGCUUUCCCCUUCUAAGGAUGGCCAUAAAUAGUACUAGCUUAAGUGCCUGCCUAGAAGAAGAAGCUUCGGCCAUUGCAAGGUUACAUAAUAAUGCUUUACCCAAAAUGCUUCAUGGGCUAGAGAAACAGCUAAAGGGAUUCAAAUACUCAGUUACCGACUUCUACGGUGCACUUAUUGAAUUAAUGAAGUACCCUUCAAAAUAUGGUUUUGAAGAGGGGAAUGCAGCUUGUUGUGGAGGUGGUCCCUACAGAGGAGAUAAUAGUUGCGGAGGAAAGAGGGGGAUUGAAGAAUAUGAGCUAUGUAACAAUGUUAACAAUAAUGUGUUCUUUGAUUCUCUUCAUCCCACAGAGAUUGCUGCUGAGCAUUUUGCCAAGCUAAUGUGGAGUAGAAACGGAGAUGUCAAUGAGCCUUACAAUCUGAAGGAGUUGUUUCACUACUUUUGAAGACAGAAAAAAAAAAUAGCCUUAUUAUAAUUUAUAGGCAUAUAUGCUUAAGUUUAAAAAUAUGUAGGAGAAUAAGGUAUUAUUUGACCCACUAAAUUAUUUAAUGAGAUUUUGAAAUCGAAAAUUAUGUUAGAUCAAAA